AUGACUGAUGCGAAGGGGCGGUGCCGCCGCGGGUGGGCGGGGCCAGGCCUCGCCCCAGCGCCUGACGCGGCACCACGCCGUCUCUUCCAGGAGCAGGCGCAGCCGGCAGUCCUCGACAUCCCCCUGGAUCGCCUGACCGUGUCCUACUGCCGGAGCAGUGGCCCUGGCGGACAGAAUGUUAAUAAAGUGAAUACCAAGGCAGAAGUUCGGUUCCACCUGGCAUCAGCUGACUGGAUUCCAGAAGCUGUGAGACAAAAAAUGGCAUCAAUGCAGAGGAAUAAGAUCAACCGAGCUGGUGAGCUGAUUGUGAACUCCGAAGAGAGUCGCUACCAAAUGAAGAAUCUGGCAAUUUGUUUAGAAAAAAUCAGAACCAUGGUCACGGAGGCUACCGAGAAGCCCAAGGUGGUGUCUAAGGAGACAACACAGAAACUCAUAGAGAGGGUGGAAAACAUGAACUGUGAACGACUACGACAGAAAAAGAUACACUCAAAUAUAAAGCAAAGCAGGAAGGCAGACUUUGACUGAGAAGAGCAGAAAUUGAAGUCCUUGGCACACUGUCUUUUAAAAAAAAUGGCACUGACAGCUGUAAAUGAUGCUAAACUCAUGAGCUAUAUUGAAUAAAAAUGGCCUAAAAGUGUAAAUUAAAAUAUUUAACACCUGCUUUUGAACAUAA
Molecule: messenger RNA, 673 nt
Organism: Athene cunicularia (burrowing owl)
Lineage: Eukaryota; Metazoa; Chordata; Aves; Strigiformes; Strigidae
Gene: MRPL58
Product: mitochondrial ribosomal protein L58
Exons: 6
Coding region: 1-525 (174 amino acids)
Biological process (GO): mitochondrial translational termination
Cellular component (GO): mitochondrial large ribosomal subunit
Molecular function (GO): translation release factor activity
Source: RefSeq, a predicted model, not a curated record